CCGUGCAACAAAAAAUUCCCGUUUGAUCCAUCCCCCGUUGCUCCAAAAACACGGCUGCAUUUAAGUCUGUAACAGCUGUCUUGUAUCCCAUUCCAUCUUUCCUGAGGAGCGUGCCCUUGUUGCCUACCGCAAUGGCUUGGAGAUCUCAUGGCGAAACGAAUUUGGAGAUGCUGGAUAAUUUGAGGAAGAAUGAGUUGAUCAAGUCGGAUCGUGUGUAUGAGGCUAUGAGGAAAGUCGACCGCGGCCACUUCGCACCCUACAGCCCCUACCGAGACGCUCCCCAAUCUAUCGGCCACGGCGUCACCAUCUCCGCUCCACACAUGCACGCAAACGCCGCUCAAGCCCUCGAACAACACCUUCAGCCUGGUAUGUCUGCUUUGGAUGUCGGUUCGGGAAGUGGGUAUUUGUUAGCUGUUUUCGCACAUAUGGUACAGCCGGAGGGGAAGGUGGUGGGGAUUGAGUAUAUUCCGGAGUUGGUUGAGAAGAGCAAGGAUAAUUUGAGAAAGGAUCCCACGCAUGCAGAGAUGCUCAAGGAUGGCAGGAUCAUGAUCAUUGGAGGAGACGGGAGUUUGGGUUGGCCUGAAGGCGCUCCAUAUGAUGCCAUCCAUGUGGGAGCCGCGGCACCAAGAAUGCCGACGCACCUUAUUGACCAAUUGCGACCGGGAACCGGGAAGAUGUUUAUCCCGGUAGGGCAAUAUGAGCAGGCGAUUUGGGAAGUCACAAAGGAUGCCGAUGGUACGGUGCACAAAAGCAAGAUGUACGACGUUCGAUAUGUGCCAUUGCACAUGCAGCCUGAGAACUGAUGUGUUGACACAUUACGCUCACGAAUUUCUUUGAUCAAUUUCGCAGAACGCCCAUUCUCGUCUCUGACAUAGCUUGCUUGAUUUGAUGUUACGUCUUUCUUCUCAAUCUCGAAUUGUUGCAUGAUCAUUGACAUCCCUACUGUGAACCAUGAUCUCGAACCUGUAGCUUUAUCCACUCAAUGUCUUCCGCCACUGGACAGGCAUGAGCAUCAGCAACCUUACUGAGCAAUUG
Messenger RNA from Saitoella complicata NRRL Y-17804, 1035 nucleotides. RefSeq names its product protein-L-isoaspartate O-methyltransferas-like protein. The coding region runs from base 132 to 803 and encodes 223 amino acids. Gene Ontology annotation, molecular function: protein-L-isoaspartate (D-aspartate) O-methyltransferase activity. Gene Ontology annotation, cellular component: cytoplasm. The transcript has 7 exons. Gene Ontology annotation, biological process: protein modification process. Lineage: Eukaryota; Fungi; Ascomycota; Saitoellomycetes; Saitoellales; Saitoellaceae. The record is from RefSeq and is a predicted model, not a curated record.